Molecule: messenger RNA, 7663 nt
Organism: Cephus cinctus (wheat stem sawfly)
Lineage: Eukaryota; Metazoa; Arthropoda; Insecta; Hymenoptera; Cephidae
Gene: Dhit
Product: regulator of G-protein signaling 17
Exons: 5
Coding region: 1305-2300 (331 amino acids)
Source: RefSeq, a predicted model, not a curated record
CAGAUACGGGAUUGUAAACCAGUAAACCACGCGCCAUCGGGAGCUUCAUUUUCUUAAACAUUGCCCACAAGCCCUUAUUCUCUCGUCCACUCGAUCCUAUCUCUUAUCCUUACGCGCAGCAUCCACAAGCUUCAUCCCACCCUACCCACCAACAAACUCAUCUGGAUAACAUACCCACCAAACAUUUAUCCCCUUUUAUAUCUAUUUUCACUCGACUCCUCGCACGAUCAAAGUCUCCCUCGCGGGUUUACCAUUUUUUCUUCCUACUUCGCUCGCAACGUGUUUACCGUUUGAUUUCGUGACGGCCAUUGACCGUUCACUCCGGGUCGCCCUUGGACAAACGAAUUUCGAAUAUUCAUAGAGCCACGCGCCUCGACCUCCGCGUUCCUUCGUUCCUGGUCCUUCCGUCAAUCACCGAGAAGACCCUCGUGUAUAACCUACAAAGUCAAGAAGACAAGCCAUCGUGCCCGGAUCGAUACACGUGACAAUAGAAACUACGCCAAAGGAAGAGUAAACGGGAUUGAUUGGUUUCUAGUUCGAAAGCAUCAAGACAGUCGCGGGACUGGAGGAACGUUCGAUAUCUAAGCUCGUGUCUCCCACCUCCCACUUCUACCCUGUUUUCUCUCGUCCACCGACACCACCCAUCCCAUACAGAUACACCUAACCACCUUCCACUCCGACUGCUUCGCCUUCGUUCCAUAACCUCAGGCUUCUGCGUCGUUUUCAAACUCAUCUCGUCGCAUUUGGAAUUUCGUCGUUCCCGAAGGGCAGGCGUCGAUACGAUAAUCUUAGCCUGACCCAAUUUCCUCGUCGAGAUAUACACCCGCGCCAUUGAUAACGUAUUAUCGAAGUCGAUCAAAUCUAUGGCUUUCGAUGUCAGAUGCUCCAACCAAAUUCACCGGUCCCUCUACGAUUUAUGAUAUCCGCCAUCUUUCUAACCUCUUACCAACAAACUCGUCCCGUUCUCCCUCGCUUAUUCGCUACGACCUUCUGCCCAUAUGUCGUCUGCGUGUAAACCUCAUUCAAUCCGGUCGUUCUACCACGUCGAGGACAAAAGUGUGUCCCCGCUAGCAUUCCUGCUCUAAUCACGGCAUCGGGAACACCUGAAUCCAAUAUCCGCGCUCUGCGCGCUUCUCGCUGCGCCAGAACGUCGAGUCAGGUCAAACGAGCCACCGUCGAUCACUCGCACCGCGUCCUCGUAUAAAAAAAAAAAAAAAAAAACUUUUCCAACAUAAUCAAUAAGGAGAGUCACUCCUCUUCGGAAAUGUCGUUCGUCGACCCGCAUUCUACCCGCGGAACGAAAGAUGUCGAGUGGUAUCGGUGCAACUGCAAUGGGCAUCGGCGUUAGUCACGGGGCAGGGAGCGGAGAGGGUGGCUCGGGGGGUUGUCGCCUCAGAGCCCAGAGCCAAGGUCAAUCCUCAAGCUCCGCUCCGCAGCACAGCAAUCCCCAACAAUCGUCCCAGCAGCAGCAACAACAGCAGCAGCAACAACAACAACAACAACAGCAGCAACAACAACAACAGCAGCAGCAACGACAGGGACUUAGCUUCAUGGGACGCUCGAAGAAGGACAACUGCUGUCUAUGCUGGUGCUGCUGCUGCAGUUGCUUGUGGAAUAAAUGCUUGGCGGCAGUUGGUGGCGACAGUUCAGGGGGAACCGGCGGCUCGGGCGACCAGGGAAAGAAAAAGGGCGGUGGCGGCGUCGGUAGCGGCGGCGAACUCGGGAGCGGUGGUGGAGUCGCGGGUGAGCUGGCAGGUGCAGGUGCAGGAAACGGACUCGACGGGCUCGACGGCCUGGAAGGAGGUACCGAGUGUUGCAGCUUGGACGAGGUCAGGGCCUGGGGUUCAUCUUUCGACAAGCUGAUGAGGAGCGCCGCGGGGAGGAAACUCUUCCGCGAGUUCCUCGUCAGCGAGUACAGCGAGGAGAACAUCGCGUUCUGGUUGGCCUGCGAGCAGCUCAAGAGGGAGAGCAACCCCGAGCGCAUCGAGGAGAAGGCUCGCUAUAUCUACGAGGAUUACAUAUCUAUACUCUCGCCCAAGGAAGUGAGUCUGGAUUCCCGCGUCAGGGAGAUUGUCAACAGGAACAUGGUAGAGCCAACGCCGCACACCUUCGACGAGGCGCAGCUGCAGAUCUACACCCUGAUGCACCGGGACUCUUAUCCGCGUUUCGUGAACAGUGACAUCUACCGGAGGGUGGCGAGACUCGGUAGCGGACCACCGAGUCCCUCUAGUACCGACCAAGAGCAAACGACCACCGGAAAGUCAAAGUCCAAGGAUCGGGCGAAGGCGGCGGCCACGUAAUCGCCGAUCGACAGCUCGUCAUUGUUUAUCGUGAGAUCGUGACAAAACCCUUAACCCACCCUAAAACCCAUAAAGCACACGUCGCUGAUCGACGAGUCGGACUGGGUUCUUGAUUCCCAUGGACCUCAAGCGCGAGGAUGACAUCCGAGUCCGUAGGAGGACGAGGGGAGUGGCUCCGUUAUAAAGGGGGAAUUACCAUCCCCGAGGAGUCCGUGGUGCCUGCGUCGUCCCUGUGCUCGAUCCUCUAUAGUCGGAUCGCGGUAACUGCACGUCAGUGGAACUGCCGUGCGCAAUCGGCGUGAACGGAGUAUGCUCGGAGGAGUAACGUACAGUCGUCGUAGAAAAUAUAAUGCUCUUCCAUGCUAAGCGGGGCCACUUUAAACUGCACUAUACGACACUGAACAAACUCCGCUCACCACAUGCAUACUUACGAAUUCUUAUCUAAUCGGAUUGUACAGAUAGAGAGUGAGAGAGAGGGAGAGAGAGAGAGAGAGAGAGAGAGAGAGAGAGAGAGAGAGCGACUAAUGGAUGAAAAGAAAAAACUUUAAAAAAAAUAAUAAUAACAAUGCACAAGAAUAACACAAUGAAAAGCACAAGAGAGACUGCAUGCCGACCAAAUGGCACAAAGGGCUAGAUAUUAAAAAAUAAGCACCUCAAAGCAAGUACGUAAAUCCGUGAAUUUUUACUCUAUGAUAUGGAGAGGUCGUAUUUCCAUCCACCUUUAGACGCGAGGGAAAAAAUUCAAAAAAAAAAAAAAUUCAAAAAAAUAGAGUUCGUUCGCUCGUUAUAUUCUCGACUGUCCAGCUCGGUCGGUUAACCGUAUCCGAGCAUCGGACGACCCUCUGUCCUGUCCUCUACUGGAAUUGACCCAUUGCCGAUCACUGGAGUGUGCACGCGGCCCAGUAUGCACGGUUGCGCAUCGUCAGGCGUUUUAUCGUAGCUAUAGGACUUCGGUUCUUUGACCACAGAGCAAACGAGAGAACCGAUUUUGUAAACCACGCGAGAGUGUUCGGAGAGACUGGAAGAGCGAUCCGAAAAUCGCUCUCGUGUUUUUACAGUGUCUUACGGGGUAUUCGGAAGAUCGGUCGAACAAAGUGAUGUACUCGAUAUAGGAAAAAAAAAAAAGAAGAAACAAUGAAGAUGCCACGUUCUUAGAAGUAUAUAAAGAUCCUACGGGAAGCCGUCACGGGACACAGAGAACGCCAAUAUCCAGGAGUUUUUUCUCGUAAAGUACGUCGUAUCGACCUCAGUGACCCGACUGGCCAUUCAAAUCUCUCGCACUUUUCUACUCUCCUCAUUAUUCAUCCAACAUUAUUCUAGUCACUCUUGACGUAAAAAACUUCGUCAUAAAUGAUCUUAUGAUACGACGUACCGAUACCAAUGGAACGUAACAUGGGAUACCGAGCCCUUGCUGGGAGAUCCACCAAUUAGACAGUCAGGAUCGUCCAUGCUAAAGAUCAGAAUACGGAUGCAUCUGCCCGACAGUGAGUCUGUGUAAGAGAGAGAGAGAGAGAGAGAGAGAUUAGUAACGCGCAGUAAGAAUGUAUAACGAUUGUAUGAAUGCGAUUAAAAGGAAAAAAAAGAUUGACAAAACACUUGCACUUGGAACAUUAACACACGGGGAUCACGCGUGGUCUGUGCAAAGGCCUAAAACUACUUAAGAAUGAGAACGAAGCUACAAAAUUCAUUUGUUUCAUAGGAUCGCGAGCAUGCGAAGGGCUCUUAGACGAUAACAGGAUCAAUGAAAGAUAACGAUAACGAGUAUCGUGAACGAGAAAGUAUAUACGAGAGAGAAAUUUCUAGAGCUUGGUAAUUACGCGAUCGUGAAAAAAAUGAAAAAAAAAAAAAACAAAAAACUCACAUAAACACAAAUCGCACGACGUGCACAGUCAGUCACAGCGUUUGACUACUGCCCUGUAGAUAUAAAUAGGUAUAUAUGCCAUAAAUAUAUAUACAUAUAUAUGUACCGUUCAGCAUAGGUGCAGGGUGCAAAUAACCAAGAGCCGAACUUGGCGAGAAUCUUUUUCUUUGUCUAUACGAUUAUAAUGGUAAAUACGACCCUACGUAUUAUCACGCAUGGCUCAUGCAGGACGAUCUUGUAUGGUAUGAUCGGUAGCUGCAUGUUGAGAGAGAGAGAGAGAGAGUGGGGGGGGGAGAACUAAAGAGAAUAAAAAAUAGAGAAAAAGUAAAGGAGGAAAAAAGUGGGAGAGAGGGAGAGGGUGCGAGUUAAGGAGACCAAGAAGGAGAAGAAAGAUAUGAAAUAUAUAUAUAUAUAUAUAUAUACAUAUAUAUAAUAGAGGGAGAUACGAGAGAGAUAGAGAGAGAAAAAUGGAAAAGACGCGAAAUGCAAGGCCACGCGAGAAACGAGACGCGCCAAACUGAUUGCGAAUGGCAAUAGCGGCGCCCUCGGAAUGCAGUCGAGGUUAACCUCGAAAAUCGUUGGUAACGUAUUAGCCUACUUCUUCAUUAAUAAACGCACAAUUUUCUCAAUCUUCAUAACUCCGGACUCUUUCUUAAAAACCCUCAUUGAAUGUACUCGUCUCGAUCUCACUUUCAGAAUUGUACAGAAUCUUUGCAUCUAUCCUGUCGCGUACGGCCCCCACACACGUUCAAGGUAAGUCUCGAGAUCCUAGUGGCGGUCUUCGCCGCCAAUUUGCGACACGGGACUUUUCCUCGACGCGAUUACUUCCGGGCGAUUAACUAUAGGAUAUUUUUAGGAAAUUUUUUUUUUCUUUUUUUUUUGAAAAAUUCAUAAAUUCCUCACUCUUUUAUUUUAUUGCUACCGUCACGAAAUAUUAUAUAUAUAAAUAUAUAUAUAUAUAUUCAGUCAUUCGCACCCUGCAUACCCCCUCGCAGAAUUUAAAAAAAAAAUAUUUUUCUCUGAUUCAUCUUUUUGAAAAAUCUAUUAUAAUUUGAAAUUGACCAACGUAACGCGAGAAAUCUUAAUUGAGCUCUUUUUGACCAACGCUGCUUAUAUAUAUACAUAUAUCAGAGCGUGAACUGUUCGUAUAUACUGUGUGAUAAAUUUAUAACGUAUUAAUAUUUGCAUACGUAACAAUUGACAGUUACCGAUUUUCCAAUAGACGUAAGAUUUAUACACGGGUAUAAAUACUUGUCACGAUUUUCUAUAUAUAUACGUGCGCGUUACGCGCAUCGCCAAUACCGAUUUCACAGUGUUUAUUGUAACGAUCGAGCAUUGCCUUCUGGCGAAUUUACAAAGUUACAAGCGACCGAUCUCCUUCGUUCGUUUUUUUCCCAGCGACGUCCAUUCCCAUUGGCUCCACAUUUUACACACUCACACACGAUACACUCGUACCGUCAAAACAGUCUGUAUGUAAGAAUAUGAAUGUAUGAGCGUGCGAGAGAGAGAGAGAGAGAGAGAGAGAGAGAGAGAAGGCAGAAGCGACAGAAGCAAAAAAAAAUGGAAAGUGAAAAAAAAAGUGCACAUUGAGAUUGAAGCACGUGCACAAGUGACGGCGCCUAAUCGGUCAGUCAGUAAGUCAGUAAUUCGAUCGCACAGUCAAAACUAUGCAUCAAAUUAUAUAUACCCCGUAUCAGUGAUAUGCAUAGGUGGUAUACGGGUAUGUGGGCCAUUAAAAGCGCCUACACUUUUUUCCAGUGAGAAUAGAAUUAAAGUAAGAAAGAAAGAAAGAAGUAAAGAAAAAAAAAAAAGCGAGAAAAAAGCCAACAACAAAAAAAACUAGUCGUUGUAUAUCGGAAUGCAAUUUUCUCCGAAUAAAAAUAUGAAGUUACGUAGCUUUCGAACGAGCUUUCAUUCGUCGAUGAUGCGCAUUCGAUAAAUCGAUUAAUUAGAACAAGAUACAGCGAGACUUCCCCGGUGUCUUCAUACGAUAAUCGUACCAAGCACUUAUGACGAUUAGCAUUGUAGCUAGUAGCAUUAUAGAAAGAAAAAAGUAUAUACAGGAUUACUUCGUACCCAGUGAUACCAAUCGAAGUUAACUCAUCGAUAUGAUUUGUGACGUAGAGCCAACUUCGGUCGGUAGUAUAAUUUUUGAAAGAGACUGUAUAUGAUUUUUUUUUUUUUUUUUCCAUCGAAACAAAACACAGCUCGCUGCUCCUUAUGGAAAUCCCAAUGGCGAACAGAGAUGUCGAAUCGCACGAUUCUUCGGUAACAUAUUAACGUAUAACGUAUUACGUGUUACGUAUGCGCCGCGAGAGGCUCGGCGACCGUUCGCGUUUAAUUGGAUUCGAUUAACCGUAAAUAAGGCGACGUUCGUCCGGGUCGUAUUAGCAUAUUUCGUGAAUAACGAAAUUUACGAAACGGAACAGGACGCCGAGCGUCGGCAUACGUAUUUGUUAGGGUUAAAGCCUUGGGAUUUGUCUAUUCGUGAAUGGAUUGCCAUUGGUAUGAUGUGAACGUAGCUGCGUCGUAUAUGAGAAAAGUAUAUUAACGUGCGUGAAAAUUAUAUAAGAACGACGAAUAGGAUACGUACAUGGAAAUGCGUACGAAGCGUCACUUCUUACUGUCGAUUAACGCGAUGAUCAUUCGACGAGUCUGUCCUAUUGACAGUCUGAAACUUGACAGGGAGAAGGCGAGAACGCUCGUAGGAAUUGAAAAUAUGUCGCAUUAGCGAAAUCCCUAAGUCGCUGCGAUCCUUAUUUCUUGGAUAGGAUUUAACGAACGAUAAGCGAUCGCGUGGAUAUUCAUUAAAGCGAUACAGUCGACUCGGUAAGAGUUCAUAAUUGACUUUUACGAGUUACCUGGUAUAUAUAUAUAUAUAUAUAAUAAAUAAGACCGUCAGUUCGGCCAUCGAUUCCAGUGAUAAUAAGGAAGAAUCGCCUUUAAUUAUAAGCCGUGAUCGAUUGUCGUAACGUGGCGAUAAGUCGCCGAUGAUUUUUUUGAAAAUUCGCGCGACAAGAGUCGACGGGAUCGGCGCCGUCCACGUCCAGGUCCGCUCCGAUCUGGUCGAAUCACGAUAUAGGGUAUAUAUAUAAAUAACGAUAAAUAUAUACCUUAAAUGAAUACUAGUAAUAAUUAAUCUAAACGAUAAACCUAUUACGAGACGCAUUUAAUAAGAGGAACGUCAUAAUUAUUCCAUUGUCUAUUCAUUUAACGUUCUUUUCUUCAGUUCUCUUUGCUCCCUCUAUCUUCGUCUAUUUUUCACUCUCUUACUUGUCUAUGUCACUCGCUUCUUUUAUUAUACACCGACAAAGUCUUCACUCGACGUCGAAUCAUACGGCGGCCAUGUUUGUUAUUAUUUUCUUUUCGUGUCAAAUCUAUACAUACUUGUAUCCGUAAUUAUAAUGUAACCAUGAAAUCCAUACCGACUAGUAAUAUACUUAAGAUUAAUAACGAUGCGAUGUACUUACCAGUAAACUAAGAAUACGAGCAUAUUGCUCGU